CCCGUCCACGCCGAUCUUGUCUUCUCGAUCAUAUCACCGUCUUCAUGACGAAGACAUUCCUCAUCGUGCAUACAGUGAACGUACCGAAACUUCAUGUACUUACUAUAACUGAACGAAACAUCAAACAAUCGUUUCUUCGAUUUCGAUUCCACUGUUAUUGCAGAUUUUCAAACGAAUUAUUCUUUAUGUGAAUUUACGGCGUUUAUUAGAAUUAAUGAUAAAGUGAAAAAGGUCUUGACCGAAAGAACCCAAGUAUUCAUUUAGCGUCGAUACUUCUAACUACUGUUUCAACAAUUAUAAAAAGUGAAAAUUAGUGAAAUGCAAACGAAUGCUACAGUCGAUCCCGAACAACACCCUACGUCAUCUCGUGAACUGCUUCAUUGGAAUAAGGCAUUUGAACUUGACAAAAACUGGUUACGCUAAAUUGGAAAAAAUGAAAGCUGAGCUAUGAAAAAAAGCAACGUUCUAGCUUCGGUUCAUUGAUUUUUUUUUUAUCAACAAAAAGAUAAGAGAAGUGAAAAGAAAAUAAAAAAUAGAUAAAUGUGAUACGCCUCAUAGAACAUAUUCAGCAAUACCAACUCGCUCGACGAAUGAUUGUAUACUUUUUUUCAUUCCUUACGCUGAGUGCAUAUGACGCGCAUACGCGUGGGGUAAAUUUUUUCAAGUACUGCCAAGCGGUUAGCUGCACAGUUGUAUAACCGUUUUACAAACAAGCAAUCGAAACUGUAGAAAGCACUAGAUAGAACGGCGGGAAGGAUAUUCUUUUCUAUUUGCAUGCAAUGCGUGAAAAUGAAAAAAAUAACGACGGUGCAGGAAUCAAGAAGACAAAAGUAAAAUAAAGCCAUCAAUUCUUUAGAAUACAUUAAAAGCAUCCCAGUCGUGUUUGAAAUAAAUCCACAAUCUCUUCAGGCUACAAGUGCUCCGUCUCUUCCGGUAUAUUUCAUUUAAUGUUAUGGUCAUGAAACCCGCGAUACCAUUACCUCAUUUACUCUUUGGUGAAUUAUUUGAAUUUUAUAGUAAAGUACUCACUCAUAUAGCCUACUCAAAAAUGUUACGAGAAAGCACGCAGAUAUGCUGAUGACUAAAUCCGAAUGACUUUGAUUAAAUCGUCUUUCGUCGUAUUCAACGAGUAAAACGUUGUGUGUCACGAUCCGUAAGUGUUUAGUUUUGAAAGGAUUUCUGGAGGUUCAAGGGGGAAGGAGUAGUUUCUCCGGCCAAAAGAAGAUAGCAGUAAAAGUGAAGCGAUAAGUUGCAGUGAAAAGGAUUGCAGUACUGGCGGAGUAAAUGAUGGAAACGCCUUAAUUUUCUCCAAUGAUGACGGUUUGAAGAAUCGUCUUUAAUAACUGGCCCUCGUGAUACAUGAUGCCCCAGGAUGUUACGACGUUGUGGUGUAAAAAACAACCUGUUAAAAAAAACGUUAUCGUGUGCCGAAGAGGACGACAACGAGUUGUUAAGCCUUUAGGAUUCCCAGAUACAAGCCUCAACCUAUUAAAACGUUAAUCUCGCGGACUUCUCGCACUACCGGUUAUACUUACAGAUCAAGCAUCACCUCGCGUCUCGCUCCCCUUUCACCACUGCUCGAUGCUGCUUUAAACUGCCACUCUUUCUCGCAUUUCUUGCUUACAUGCGGGUUGAAAUGAGAACACAGGCAACGAGCAUUUCGCUAUCCUUAUUGGCUCAGGAAAACGCAUGCUAAUCUGGCCUGGUAUUCCUUCAUGGUAUGCUAAAAUUGAAAGAGUACAUAAGUAUAAAUAAGAGAGCAUAAUAUAAUCGAGGUAGCCGUGCAAGGAAUACAGGGUGGCCUCAAAGAAAGCGUGCAACAACGUUGGCAAUCAUCUCGCGAUGAGUGGCAUCGAUAUGAUACAAACCAGCGAACGACCAGCGAAACAACCGAAAUAAGAGCAAGAUUAAAGUCACGGAGAGUAGAGCAAGGAUCUUUCCUCAAUUAUAGUUUCUACUAUGCUUUCGGUUGAGAUCGAAUAAAGGGGUGAAACACAACCGAGAAGAUGAAAAUAAAGAUUAUGAAAAUAUCCAGCACGGUUCAUUAAAGAUUGGCAAGAACUUCAUUUACUACGGAUCGUAGAAGCUUCCAUUCCGAUGGAAUGUAAUUUCUAGCCCCGAAUUAGUUUAUCUCGAAUCACUCCUCAAAUUUUUAACCGCGUGCUCAUAGCCAAUGAAGUGAUAAACCUUAUUGGGCCCUAUGAUCGAACGAUCAAGUGCCCGCUAUUACUUGUUCUAUUGGACCAGAACUGAAAAUGAACAGACUUAAACCUAUUCAGCAGUGAAGAACUGUAUCGAAUAUAGGAUAACGAGACAUUUUGUAUUCCGAAAUUCUCACUGAAACUCAAAUCGGAAAUAUAAAAUUAUUAAUUUCAUGGAAUGAACUCGAUAAGAUUUUACAAUCGUGAAGUAGGUUCCAUGAAUGGUAAUUGGUGGCAAAGUUCUGUUGCUAAGCCUUUUGCAAAAAACUAACCAAAACAAGAAGUUGGUUGCUCUUUCGAAUAAAAAGAAAGCCCUUCCACGAGGAUGCUGCUCGAUAGAUCUCCAAAGGUCAAAGCAAAAAGAGGAAUAUCAACAAAUGGUAGCUCGAUAAUAUGUCGAGUCUUGCUAGAAGAAGAAACACCGCGAUCUUCGGAUCUCGAAGAUGGUGGCAGGGUGGUUGUUGGGCCACCAGAGCUCAUCAAGAAGCCUACUUGCGCAAAUUGUACUCGAGAAAAAACAUCGAAGGAGCGGGACAAGGCAUUUCCAGUAUUGGAUCUGAUACUACAGCAAUCUCAGAGUUUCACGAUCAUUGUGAAACAACCGUAUCGUGGGCAUCGGCUCAUAACGUGGAUCAGGUCGACGGAGUAAGCCAUUAUCUCGAUGAUUUCCUGAAAAACCGUCAAAUCAAUGAGGACGAUGAUUCUGAAUGUACUACAACGGAUAUCGGACGUUCCAUUUUGCCAACCGUAGUGUCACGACCAAAUCCUACGGAAAAGUGCGUUGAAUUUCUAACCGGUGCGCGUUCUUGUGUACAUUUUGGUGACAAUAGAGUUAUUCCGAGUGAACAAGUCAAAGGUUCACAUUCACCCUGCCACAUCGAGGUUACCGAACAAAAUCUUGAUAGAAUUUUACAUUCCAAUUAUCAAGAUGUUUCAUCGAAAGUCUGCAGAAGCUGCAGGUGUCCCAGAGACGACCAUCAGCGAGGAAUCAUCGAGGCGGGUGGCGGUGGCGGCACGUCGAGCUUUGCCGGUCUCACCGGAACGACCUCUUCAAUGGCCAUGGCGAUGACCUUCCAAAGUGGAGCUGUUCCCAUUCCCGGUCCUGGCGUACCGCAUCAGGAACCUUUUAAGAGUCCUGUACAAGCGCCUCCUGUUUUACAAGACCAGCUCAUGCACCAUCAGCGACUCUCACAGAGCGAUGAUGACAGUGGUUGUGCUCUUGAGGAAUACACGUGGGUCCCACCUGGUCUACGCCCGGAUCAGGUUCACCUGUACUUCAGCGCUCUACCCGAAGACAAGAUACCCUACGUGGGGAGCGCCGGUGAACGUGAGAGGGUCAAGCAGCUGCUCCAACAAUUACCGCCCCACGACAACGAAGCCCGCUAUUGCAGCGGGCUCUCGGAAGAAGAGAAAAGAGAAUUACGAGUAUUCGCGGGUCAGCGGAAGCGCGAAGCUCUUGGAAGAGGUCACGCGAGUCAGCUCGAAAGACCUCACGCUACCGGAUGUCGCGAGUGCGGACGGGCAAUCGCAUCUAGCGAAAUGGCUGUUAGUGCAAGCAGAGCCGGACCUUCAGCGUUGUGGCAUCCCGCCUGUUUUGUAUGUUGCGUAUGUCGACAAUUGCUCGUUGAUCUCAUAUACUUUUGGCGAGAUGGAAGACUCUACUGCGGUCGACAUCAUGCUGAAACCCUAAAACCACGAUGCUGCGCUUGUGAUGAAAUCAUACUUGCUGAUGAGUGUACCGAAGCUGAAGGAAGAGCAUGGCACAUGCGACAUUUUGCAUGUCUUGAAUGUGAUCGCCAGCUUGGUGGCCAGAGAUAUGUCAUGAGAGAAGGUCGACCCUACUGCCUCCACUGUUUCGACGCUUCGUUUGCCGAGUACUGUGACAGCUGUGGCGAGCCUAUCGGGGUUGAUCAAGGUCAAAUGUCCCAUGAGGGACAGCACUGGCAUGCAACCGAAGCGUGUUUUUGUUGCGCUACUUGUCGAACAUCCCUCUUGGGACGUCCGUUUUUGCCACGCCGUGGUGCCAUUUAUUGCAGUAUAGCUUGCAGCAAGGGUGAACCUCCUACAACCCCUAGCGAUUCAUCGGCUGGUCCUCCCCCUCCUCCACCGCCAGCCUUUCCCAGAGCUGGCAGAAAAGCACCAACACCAAGUGAAGGUUCAUCGAGCCCUCCGCCUCCUCCCCCUACGACGAGACAUGUAAUCAGUUCAGCGAGGAAUUCACCCAGAAUGCCACGUAAACAUUAUCAAGGAUCAGCUUCCUUAGCUACAACUCCGACACAGGCUUCAGUACUUGAGUUUCCGGCUGAACCUCUUCCGGGAGCUGGAUCCAGGUCCGGGGGACUUGACAGGGUUAUACUUGAGAGAAAUCUCGAGAGGUUACUACAAGAACGGAACACGCAUCCCGAAGAAACUCCCAGCGAACUCGGAAGAUUGAUGCAAGCCAGGGAUCGAGAACCGCUCCGCUGUGUUCCUACUUGUCCACCGACUCAUGCAUCAAGUAUGCCGGAACUACCACCACCGCCAUAUUUGAUAGGCCAACAAAGUGCUAGUGUCAGUCUGUCCAGUCCUUCCGCCGAUACAACCGAUAUUUGUGGCAAUCUUAACCUCAAUGAUCCACCCACUCCAACGUCCAGGCGUGUAAGAUUUCAGGGCGAUGAUCCACACGCGGUAUCAACGUCCUCGAUGCCAUUGAAUAAUUCUGCGGAUACACCGUUAUCCCCGUCAUCUUCCAGACCUCAAGUCCCUCGCUCCAGAAGUCUCCAACCGGAAGAAGUCGCCAGUACUUCUUGGGGAAAUGUUGGACCGCGAACGAGGCAUGAAGACAACGAGAGUUGUUGCUCGACGUGCAGCUCGUCGAGUAGCUCGGACGAAGCCACGGCUUACGCCCUUCCACCACGACGUGCCUAUGGCGGUGUAAGAAUAUCAUACGUGCCAAACGACGCAGUAGCUUGUGCGAGACGACGUGCAGGACCGUUUUCAGUUACCUCGGGACAAUCACAAAAGGAUGCCGAGAAAUGUGUUGUAUCUUGAUCUUUCCUUUCGCGGUUUAAUCCGCGAAAGAUCAUAAUUCGAUCUGCUAAGAACACUUUUGCGAUAUGAUGAUCUCGUCCGAAAAGAUAACCAGAAAUAGCGUCAAAUCAUUAUAACAUCUUAGCGAGAUACUAUAAGAAUGCCUUUUCUCGCUCGUAUUUAACUAUUCCUAUUAUGAAAACUGUAGCGGAGCAUGCAGGCGAGCUCCCUCCAUUUGUACAUUUGAUACAUGUCGAAUAUUACCAUAGUAUUAAUAAUAUUAAUUUCUCAUUUUGAGUAAUCGUAACUUUUGUUCUAAUGUAAAUAUGAAAAGAUUAAACGAUCGUGAGCUACUCCGGA
Messenger RNA from Venturia canescens, 5570 nucleotides. Its product is annotated as protein espinas-like. The transcript has 7 exons. Bases 2595 to 5231 code for a protein of 878 amino acids. Gene Ontology annotation, molecular function: zinc ion binding. NCBI's taxonomy places the organism in Eukaryota, Metazoa, Arthropoda, Insecta, Hymenoptera, Ichneumonidae. The record is from RefSeq and is a predicted model, not a curated record.